This is a messenger RNA of Jaminaea rosea, 2695 nucleotides long. RefSeq names its product phenylalanine ammonia-lyase. The transcript has 6 exons. Gene Ontology annotation, biological process: L-phenylalanine catabolic process. Gene Ontology annotation, molecular function: ammonia-lyase activity. Gene Ontology annotation, cellular component: cytoplasm. Lineage: Eukaryota; Fungi; Basidiomycota; Exobasidiomycetes; Microstromatales. Bases 379 to 2553 code for a protein of 724 amino acids. The record is from RefSeq and is a predicted model, not a curated record.
CUGUUUCACCGCUUCAGCUCAGCUUCGACGAGGCGCGCUAGCUGGAUAUGACGGCCACCAAGCUCUCACAAACGUGUACACUGUCCCCUGUCCGUGCUUUCGGACCUUUCGCCGAGUGGCUUGCAGUCGCCAAUCGCAGGGUCAGGCGGCCUUAGGCGCAGGUCAUGGAUUGAGAUGAACCCUUUCGCGCCGACGGAGGCUCGGCAGUCGACGACCAAAAGUCAGGUAUCUGGUCUGUGCGAGGGCUGAUUGCUCAGGUCCCCCCCUCAUCGGAAAGCUUGUCUAUAUCAACAUGGACCGCUGUUCGCGUCCUGGCUACUAUCCUCUCCGUCCUCACCAAUCUCCUCCGAGCAUUCUCCAGCAUACACGUCCGCCGACAUGAGCCUCCGUCUCCUCGAUACCGCGGCCAAGGCCUUCCAAGAGCUCGCGGGCCUGCAAGCCAAGGGUCAGGAUGUCAAGAUUAGCAUCGACGGGGAAAGUCUGACCAUCAGCCAACUCGUCGCCAUCGCUAGAUACCAAGCGGCACCUCACCUUGGCUUGGACGAGAACACCAAGCUGCGUGACAAGCUCGACGCCUCCGUCGCUUGCGUAACCGAGAAGCUGGCUGCGGGUGAGGCUCUUUACGGGAUCAACACCGGCUUCGGUGGCUCUGCCGACUCGCGAACCAACAACACGCAAGCUCUCCAGCUUGCUCUCCUCCAGCAUCAGCAAUGUGGGCAACUCGAGGUCCCCGGCGCAGGGCCUUCGCCUUCGCUGCUCCUCUCUGAGGAGCCUCUCUGCAUGCCUGAGUCGUGGGUUCGUGGCGCUCUCGUCGUCCGACUCAACUCGCUCAGUCGAGGUCACUCCGGCGUGCGUACACAGGUCCUCGAGAAAAUGGCCACCCUCCUCAAGUGCAACAUUACUCCCGUUGUACCCGUUCGUGGCAGUAUCUCGGCCAGUGGUGACCUGUCUACGCUGUCGUACAUCGCUGGCUGUCUUGCGGGCCAGGACGGCAUCGAGGCCAUCGUCACGAGUCCUGACGGCCACCGCGUCAAGAUUCCAAGUAGCCAAGCGCUGGCCGCUUCAAAGAUUGAGCCGGUCAGCUACGGCCCGAAAGAAGCCCUGGGCAUCCUGAAUGGUACCGCGCCCAACGCGGCCCUGGCCUCCCUUGUGAUGUACGACGCCGUCAAUUUGGCCUUCCUGGUGCACAUCACAACCGCCAUGGCCGUCGAAGCAGAGACUGCUACAGACGCCUCCUUCGCGCCAUUCAUCCACGAGGCGUGCCGCCCUCAUCCCGGGCAGAUAGAGAGCGCUGCAACGCUCCGCCACCUCGUCUCCGGGAGCAAGCUUGCCAGCCACCUAGAUGAAGAGCGAGCGACGCUGCUCGCAUCGGAGGACGAGGGCUCGCUCCGUCAGGAUCGAUAUCCGCUUCGUACCGCCCCUCAAUUCCUGGGUCCGCAGCUAGAGGAUCUGGAGGCGAGCUGGCGCGCACUGACUAUUGAGCUCAACUCCACUACGGACAACCCGCUCGUAUCGGUAGCUGAGAGUGUGAUCCAUCAUGGCGGAAACUUCCAGGCCAUGUCUGUUACCAAUGCCAUGGAGAAGACGCGUCUCUCUCUUGCCCAUUUUGGCAAGCUCACCUUUGCGCAAGGCACCGAGCUGAUCAAUCCUUCGAUGUCCCGUGGUCUGCCGGCCAAUCUGGCUUCGACAGACCCGUCGCUUAAUUUCCAUUGCAAAGGUGUCGACAUCGCCAUGGCUGCCCUCACCUCCGAGCUAGAAUACCUCGCAGGCCCAGUCUCAACUCACAUCCAGAGCGCUGAAAUGGGCAACCAAGCAGUCAACUCUCUCGCUCUCAUCUCAGCCCGCUAUACGGUCCGUUCCAUCGAUACGCUCCAGCAACUCCUCGCCUACUCGUUGUACAUUCUCUGCCAAGCGCUUGAUCUCCGCGCCUUGCAGCGCAGCAUUGCUGCUCGACUGGAAGAGGGCAUCACGGCUUCUAUUAGCAAAUACUUUUCCGAAUGGAUUGGCGCCGAGGAUCAGAAGAAGCUGGCGGCCAAAGUGUUCGCGAGGCUGAAAAAGAGGUUGGAUGAGACGAGCGCGCGCGAUUUGGAGGCAAGGUUCUUGGAGUGCUACAUGGUGGCCGGCUUCGAAAUCGUCACAUACUUCAGCCUCCUGCCGUCAGGCGGCGGGGCCGACCCCCUUCGCAACAUCAUGUCCUGGCGCGCCGAGUCGGUUCAAACCUCCCUCGCCUUGUAUCGCAGCGAGACGCUCGCCUUCCUUUCUGCACCAGCAGGCGCGUGCCACGCCAGCCCUCUACUGGGGAAGACGCGACCCGUCUACGAAUACGUCCGCAAAACGUUGGGAGUGGGGAUGCACGGGCUGGACAACUUGACAGAGUUCGGGUUGGGACAAACGGGGAGGCAAGCGGGAGAUGAAGAGCCUGUCAAGCCGACGAGCUCGGAUGCCUUCAAGCAGAGGGCGACGAUUGGUCUGAAUGUGAGCAAGAUCCUCGCGGCGCUAAGGAGUGGGGAGCUUUACCGUGUCAUGUGGGAGGGAGGAGUGUUGAAGGCGUAGAGGAGUCAAUAGAGGAUGAGGCAAUGAGCUGCCAUUGCGCAAUCCUGGUAUCACUGACGCGGCAUUCAGAUAGCAUGCGCAUCAUCCUAUAUACUGCCUUCUUCAUCAUAAAUCAUGAUUUGCUACUUCCCCGCCCUCUAAC